AUGAACGUCAAUUCGAUUCUGACAAUAAUAAGCAGACUCUGUCACUCUCAUCACAGUCUCUCACAGUUUCUCUCAUCUCUUUUUUUUUUCCGCAUUUCGAAGAUGGCUAAAUCGGUUUCUCUCCUUCUCAUUCUCUUCUUCUUUCUUCACGGCGUCGAUCCAGCUCCUCCUCCGUCAUCUCCGCCGCACGCUUGCGACCCUUCGAAUCCCACCACCAAACUCUUCCAGUUCUGCCGCACUGACCUCCCAAUUAGCCGGCGAGCUCGCGAUCUCGUCUCGCGGCUAACCGUAGACGAGAAGAUCUCUCAGCUGGUGAAUUCAGCUCCCGGGAUACCUCGUCUCGGAGUUCCGGCGUACGAGUGGUGGUCGGAGGCGUUACACGGCGUAGCCGGCGUCGGUCCAGGAAUCCGGUUUAACGGAACGGUUAAAGCUGCCACUAGCUUUCCUCAGGUUAUCUUAACCGCCGCUUCCUUCGACUCCUACCAAUGGUUCCGCAUUGCUCAAGUAAUAGGAAAGGAGGCAAGAGGAGUGUACAACGCAGGGCAAGCAAAAGGGAUGACAUUUUGGGCACCCAACAUUAACAUAUUCAGGGAUCCACGGUGGGGAAGAGGCCAAGAGACUCCAGGAGAAGAUCCGACGGUGACCGGAGCUUACGCUGUGGCUUACGUCAGAGGAUUACAAGGUGACUCUUUCGACGGUCGGAAAACACUCUCCGGUCACCUUCAAGCCUCCGCUUGUUGUAAGCAUUUUACGGCCUACGAUCUUGACCGUUGGAAAGGUAUCACUCGCUACGUUUUCAAUGCUCAGGUGAGCUUGGCUGAUCUGGCUGAGACGUACCAACCACCGUUCAAGAAAUGCAUAGAAGAAGGCAGAGCCAGUGGCAUCAUGUGCGCUUAUAACCGAGUCAACGGCAUUCCCUCUUGCGCUGACCCAAACCUCUUGACCCGAACCGCUCGUGGUCUCUGGCACUUCCAAGGAUACAUUACUUCCGAUUGUGACGCCGUGUCAAUCAUCUACGAUGAUCAAGGCUACGCCAAAACCCCUGAAGACGCCGUCGCUGACGUCCUCAAAGCCGGCAUGGACGUAAACUGCGGAUCUUACUUACAGAAACACACCAAAUCAGCUCUUCAACAGAAGAAAGUGUCGGAAUCCGACAUAGACAGAGCUCUCAUCAAUCUUUUCUCCGUUAGGAUUCGUCUCGGUCUCUUUAACGGCGAUCCAACCAAACUGACCUACGGAAACAUCAGUCCUAAAGACGUCUGUUCUCCGGCUCAUCAAGCUUUAGCACUCGAAGCAGCUCGUAACGGUAUCGUCCUCUUGAAAAACGCUCUUAAACUCCUUCCUUUCUCCCAAAGCAGCGGUUCGUUAGCUGUCAUCGGUCCAAACGCUUACGCCGCUAAAACGCUUCUCGGUAACUACGCCGGACCGCCUUGCAAGACCGUGACUCCUCUCGACGCGAUCCGCGGCUACGUCAAAAACGCUGUUUACCAUCAAGGAUGCGAUUCCGUGGCUUGCUCCAACGCUGCGAUUGAUCAAGCGGUUGCAAUCGCCAGAAACGCUGAUCGCGUGGUCUUGAUCAUGGGACUAGACCAGACUCAAGAGAAAGAAGAUAUGGACCGUGUGGAUCUCAGCCUUCCCGGGAAGCAACGAGAGCUUAUAACGAGCGUUGCGAAAGCUUCAAAGAAGCCAGUGGUUCUUGUUCUGAUCUGUGGUGGUCCCGUCGAUAUCUCGUUUGCUACUAACAACGAUAAGAUCGGAAGCAUUAUUUGGGCUGGUUAUCCCGGAGAAGCCGGAGGGGUUGCUCUUGCUGAAAUCAUCUUCGGAGAGCACAAUCCCGGAGGGAGAUUACCAGUGACUUGGUAUCCUCAGAGCUUUGUGAAUGUGAAGAUGACAGACAUGAGGAUGCGGUCGUCAUCUGGAUAUCCAGGAAGGACUUACAGAUUCUAUAAAGGUCCUAAAGUGUUUGAGUUUGGUCAUGGUCUCAGCUACUCAACUUACGCUUACCGGUUCAAGACUCUGCCUCAAACCAACCUCUAUUUGAACCAAUCUAAACCACAAUCUAACUCGGGUUCUGUCCGGUACGCUCUGGUUUCAGAAAUGGGGAAAGAAGGCUGCGAUGUAGCCAAGACUAAGGUCAGUGUUGAGGUGGAGAAUCAAGGAGAGAUGGCAGGGAAACAUCCCGUGCUGAUGUUUGCGAGGCACGAGAGAGGAGGAGAAGACGGGAAACGCGCAGAGAAGCAGCUCGUCGGGUUUAAAAGCGUUGUGCUAAGUAAAGGAGAGAAAGCUGAGAUUGAGUUUGAGAUUGGUCUAUGCGAGCAUCUGAGCAGAGCUAAUGAGGUUGGAGUUAUGGUUGUUGAAGAAGGAAAGUAUUUCUUAACCGCUGGAGAUUCAGAGCUUCCUCUUACGGUUAAUGUAUGA
This is a messenger RNA of Thlaspi arvense, 2418 nucleotides long. The record is from the annotation of a GenBank genome assembly. NCBI's taxonomy places the organism in Eukaryota, Viridiplantae, Streptophyta, Magnoliopsida, Brassicales, Brassicaceae.